GCGCAUAGGAUUACAAUGUCAACCAUAAAGGACAUGAAAAGGAAGCUUGAGGAGCUCGGGGCCGAGUUACCCCCAAAAAACGCAAGGAAGGCAGUUUACGAGGAAUAUCUCAUACAGGCCAACGCUGAGGCCAAUGCGAACGUGGACUAUCAUUCGGAUGGAGAAGAGGGCCCCGUCCCUCAAGAGGAGAAUCACACCUUGACCAUGCUUGAGGGCAUCAGCCACGGGAUGGAGAAGAUACAGGAGGCGUUGGGCAAUUUGGAUCAGAGAGUUGGAGCACAAGAAGCAGCGGCGUCGCCACUGGGAUUACCAUCAACACAUCCAAUGCCCCAGUUUCACGGAGGUGCCCCCGAAGUAACUGCCACCCAUACCACCACCUUAUCUUGCCCUCCCCCGGGGGGUACACACUAG
Messenger RNA from Owenia fusiformis, 411 nucleotides. The record is from the annotation of a GenBank genome assembly. NCBI's taxonomy places the organism in Eukaryota, Metazoa, Annelida, Polychaeta, Sabellida, Oweniidae.